CAUGCGCCUUGUCUCGAAAUUGUGAGGACAUGCUCAGACCCUGCUCGAGCAGGAAGUUCCUGCAAGGUGUGCGACCACGUGUUUGGGUCAGGGCGAAACAUGUUGUUUACACUCGCGAGCAGUCUGCUUUAAGGUUGGAACAAAUCUUGAUUGUCUUCCCCCACGCACAAACGUUCGCGCAUAAAAGAUGCAAUAAAAAUAAAAACCUCCCUCCCGGGCCAUGCCGUGUCUCAAGCUCGCGAGGACGAAAGGAGAAGAAGAUGAAGGGACGAUCGGCCGCGUCUUGGGCCCCAUUCCCUCAAUCUGCAGUGGGAAAAGCUUAUUCUGCCAGCGCGGGACUACUAACACUGCAGGAUUGCCUAUCGCGGAUCUUUUUGGUGCCGAUUCGAACAGAAUAUCAUCUCGAGAAGGUUGUGAGACCAGCUAUGCAACGGCUCGGGGAAUCGGGAUGCGGCGGCUCUUCGUGCUCGUUGCUCGCACGUCUAUCUCCCAGACCUACAGUCUCGCUGCCACAUACUUGCCGCGACUCUCGACAGCAGCGCAUGACGCGGCUGUCGCACUUCCAAUACCAGUCUGAAUCUUCUGCCAACCGGGCCUUCCUGAGGGAACGUGGAAGUCCCGUGAGGCAAUCCGGCGCGAAAUCGAUCCUUACAGUUGAUCUGCCCCUUUCUGCUUAGGUUGGUACUGCAGACCACCCC
This is a messenger RNA of Truncatella angustata, 698 nucleotides long. RefSeq lists its product as uncharacterized. The record is from RefSeq and is a predicted model, not a curated record. Bases 30 to 677 code for a protein of 215 amino acids. The transcript is spliced from 2 exons. NCBI's taxonomy places the organism in Eukaryota, Fungi, Ascomycota, Sordariomycetes, Amphisphaeriales, Sporocadaceae.